CGCUCAUCUCUUCUGUGCAGCAGAACCUGCUCCUUGGUCCAGAGGUGUCCUCAUCACCUCAUCAUCUUUAGUAGGAAGUCCGCAGUCUCUGGUCAUCUCCUGUACUAUGUCCGCAGUCUCCGGUCAUCUCCUGUACUGUGUCCGCAGUCUCCGGUCAUCUCCUGUACUGUGUCCGCAGUCUCUGGUCAUCUCCUGUACUGUGCCCGCAGUCUCUGGUCAUCUCCUGUACUGUGUCCGCAGUCUCUGGUCAUCUCCUGUACUGUGCCGCAGUCUCUGGUCAUCUCCUGUACUGUGCCCGCAGUCUCUGGUCAUCUCCUGUACUGUGUCCGCAGUCUCUGGUCAUCUCCUGUACUGUGCCCGCAGUCUCUGGUCAUCUCCUGUACUGUGUCCGCAGUCUCUGGUCAUCUCCUGUACUGUGUCUGCAGUCUCCGGUCAUCUCCUGUAAUACAUCUGCAGUCUCUGGUCAUUUCCUGUACUAUGUCUACAGUCCUUUGG
This is a messenger RNA of Staurois parvus, 495 nucleotides long. NCBI's taxonomy places the organism in Eukaryota, Metazoa, Chordata, Amphibia, Anura, Ranidae. The record is from the annotation of a GenBank genome assembly.